AGCUCCUUGUGCAAGGCUUACUUCAGAGAACUGCCCAACCCGCUGCUCACCUACCAACUCUAUGACAAGUUUGCUGACGCGGUGGCCAUACAACUGGAAGAACAACGAUUAAUAAAGAUCAGAGAUGUGUUGAAGGAGCUUCCUCUUCCCCAUUACAGGACUCUGGAGUAUCUCAUGAAACACCUGAUCCACGUGGCUUCCUUCAGCGCACAAACCAACAUGCAUGCCAGGAACCUGGCCAUUGUGUGGGCACCGAAUCUGCUGAGGUCCAGGGACAUCGAGUCAUCUGGGUUUAAUGGCACCGCAGCAUUCAUGGAGGUCCGAGUCCAGUCUAUUGUGGUGGAAUUUAUUCUGACCCACGUGGAGCAGUUAUUUGGAAAUGGGUCAGCAGACGGAAACCUGAACAGUCCUUCAGCUAUGAACUGGGCAACGUGUGUUCCUGAGGACUAUUAUCGCUCUUUGUCAUACAACCUACCAAGCAUGUUGAACCACGGUGAUGGUCCUCCACAGAUACGA
Messenger RNA from Staurois parvus, 516 nucleotides. The record is from the annotation of a GenBank genome assembly. Lineage: Eukaryota; Metazoa; Chordata; Amphibia; Anura; Ranidae.